This is a messenger RNA of Monoraphidium neglectum, 879 nucleotides long. RefSeq names its product ornithine aminotransferase. Gene Ontology annotation, molecular function: L-ornithine transaminase activity; pyridoxal phosphate binding; identical protein binding. The record is from RefSeq and is a predicted model, not a curated record. The coding region runs from base 1 to 879 and encodes 292 amino acids. Lineage: Eukaryota; Viridiplantae; Chlorophyta; Chlorophyceae; Sphaeropleales; Selenastraceae. The transcript is spliced from 6 exons. Gene Ontology annotation, cellular component: cytoplasm.
AUGGUGCACGCCCUUGCAAUCCAAUCAAAGGGUGUGCCCAAGGACCGCGCCAAGAUCCUUUUCGCCUCAGGCAACUUCUGGGGCCGCACCAUGAGCGCCAUAUCGGCCUCCACAGACCCCUCCAGCUACGCCGGCUUCGGCCCCUACAUGCCCGGCUUUGAGGUGAUCCCCUACAACGACCUGGAGGCCCUGGAGGCAAAGCUCAAGGCUGACUCGAAUAUCGUGGCUUUCAUGGUGGAGCCCAUCCAGGGGGAGGCGGGUGUCAUCAUCCCGCAGGAGGGCUACCUGUCAAAGGCUCACGCACUGCUCAAGGCCCACAACGCGCUGCUUAUCGCAGACGAGGUGCAGACCGGCCUCGCCCGCACAGGCAAGAUGCUCUGCCAGGAGUGGGACGGCGCGAGGGCUGACAUCACGAUUCUAGGGAAGGCCCUGUCUGGCGGGAUGUACCCAAUCAGCGCUGUGCUGGCAGACGAUGACAUCAUGCUGACCAUUGGCCGCGGCCAGCAUGGCAGCACCUAUGGCGGCAACCCCAUCGCCGCCGCAGUCGGCAAGGCGUCGCUCGAGGUGCUGGUCGAGGAGCGGCUCGCGGAGAAGGCGGACACCCUGGGCCGCGUCCUGCGCGAGCGCCUGCUCGCCAUCCCCUCAGACCGCGUCAAGGCCGUCCGCGGCCGCGGGCUGCUGAACGCGCUCGUGGUCGCUCCUCGCGACGGCGUCGGGGCGUGGGAGGUGUGCAUGGCGCUGCGGGAUGCUGGGCUGCUCACCAAGCCGACGCACGGCGAGGCCGUCCGGCUGGCGCCGCCGCUGGUGCUGUCAGAGAAAGAGCUCCAUGAGGCUGCUGACAUCAUCGAGAACACCUUGCUCUCUUUCGACCGCGCGUGA